This is a messenger RNA of Solanum dulcamara, 2392 nucleotides long. Its product is annotated as protein NSP-INTERACTING KINASE 1-like. NCBI's taxonomy places the organism in Eukaryota, Viridiplantae, Streptophyta, Magnoliopsida, Solanales, Solanaceae. The coding region runs from base 236 to 2116 and encodes 626 amino acids. The transcript is spliced from 11 exons. Gene Ontology annotation, molecular function: ATP binding; protein binding; protein kinase activity. The record is from RefSeq and is a predicted model, not a curated record. Gene Ontology annotation, biological process: protein phosphorylation.
GUCCUAGUGACAGGCAUGCUAACUUCUCCUUUUUACAAAGACUGCUUUUUUUUUUCUCUUUCUAUGGAGACUGACAAGACAGUAAUAAAAUGAUUUUCUGGCAUACAAAAGCUAUAGUUUUGUUCACAAUCUAAAGACUACUACUACUAUUAGAAGAAAAUCCAAUAGAGGGGUUUGUCUCUCUGGGAUUCAUCAAGGCCUGAUUAUUGAGCUUCUGUUUCUUUCUUGAAAUUUAAUGGAAAAGAGAAGAGAUAUAAAGGCUGCAUUCUUGUAUGUGGCUACAUUCUUGGCCCUUUGGACCUCUGCAUCAGGAUUGCUUUCUCCUAAAGGUGUCAACUUUGAAGUGCAAGCUUUAAUGUCCAUAAAAGUUGCUUUGAAGGAUCCUCAUGGGGUUCUUGAUAAUUGGGAUAGCACUUCUGUUGAUCCAUGUAGUUGGGCUAUGGUCACUUGCUCUCCUGAGAGCUUGGUUAUUGGCCUAGGGUCACCAAGCCAGAAUCUGUCUGGUACUUUUUCUCCUAGCAUUGGCAAUUUGACAAAUCUUCAGAUUAUAUUGCUGCAGAAUAACAAUAUCACAGGACCAAUACCAAAAGAAAUUGGAAGGCUGUCAAAGCUUCAGACUCUUGAUCUUUCUGAUAACUUCUUCACUGGUGAUAUUCCUCUUUCUUUGGGACACUUGAAUAACCUCAAGUACAUGAGGCUCAAUAAUAACAGUCUAUCCGGAGAAAUUCCAGUCUCAUUAGCCAACAUGUCACAGCUCACUCUAGUGGACUUAUCCUUCAAUAACUUGAGUGGACCAGUACCUAGGUUCCCUGCUAAGAAAUUCAACAUUGUUGGAAAUCCAUUGAUUUGCGCGACAGGGUCUGAGCCAGACUGCUAUGGAAUGCGACUGCUGCCUAUGUCAAUGACAUUGAACAGUUCAGAAUCUUCGCCUUCUGGGAAGCAAAAAAGUCACAAAAUCGCGCUUGUAUUUGGCUCGACUCUUGGUUGUAUUUCUUUGCUCGUUCUUGGAAUUGGACUCUUUCUAUGGUCAAGGCAUAGACACAAUCAACACGCCUUUUUUGAUGUUAAAGAUCGGCAUCAUGAAGAAGUUUCCCUUGGAAAUUUGAGAAGAUUUCAAUUCAAGGAUCUCCAAAUUGCAACCAACAACUUCAGCAACAAAAACAUUUUAGGAAAAGGUGGUUUUGGUAAUGUUUAUAAAGGCCAUCUCCCAGACGGGACUCCUGUGGCUGUAAAGAGGCUAAACGAUGGUAAUGCAAUUGGUGGUGAGAAACAAUUUCAGACAGAAGUCGAAAUGAUAAGCUUAGCAGUGCAUCGUAACCUUCUCAGGCUCUACGGUUUUUGCAUGACACAGUCGGAGAAGCUUUUGGUAUACCCUUAUAUGUCCAAUGGUAGUGUAGCUUCUCGUCUCAGAGUAAAACCUGUGUUGGACUGGGGAACAAGGAAGCGAAUUGCUAUAGGAGCUGCUCGAGGACUGUUAUAUCUUCACGAACAAUGUGAUCCAAAGAUAAUUCAUAGGGAUGUUAAAGCAGCAAAUAUAUUGCUCGAUGACUUUUGUGAGGCGGUUGUGGGAGACUUUGGGCUGGCAAAGCUUUUGGAUCACCAGGAUUCACAUGUCACAACUGCUGUGCGCGGUACAGUGGGGCAUAUAGCCCCUGAAUACCUGUCAACAGGACAAUCAUCUGAGAAAACAGAUGUGUUUGGAUUUGGGAUCCUUCUACUUGAACUGAUCACAGGAAUGAGAGCUAUAGAAUUUGGUAAAGCAGCUAACCAGAAGGGAGUAAUGCUUGAUUGGGUUAGGAAAAUUCACCAAGAGAAGAAACUUGAUGUCCUUGUUGAUAAAGAUUUGAGAAUCAACUAUGAUCGAAUCGAGCUAGAGGAAAUGGUUCAAGUUGCUCUUCUCUGUACACAAUAUCUUCCAGGGCACAGACCAAAAAUGUCUGAAAUUGUCCGUAUGCUUGAAGGCGAUGGACUUGCAGAGAGGUGGGAAGCAUCCCAAAAAUUUGAUGGUAGUAACAAGUACAAAACGAAAGAGCUUUCUUCAUCCGAGAGAUUUUCGGAUCUCACGGAUGAUUCUUUGUUACUUGUACAAGCCAUGGAGCUGUCUGGUCCUAGGUGAGCCAGCCAUUUACACAUAUUCACAACUACACUGUCAACAGAUUUCUAGCUAGAGGUUAUUUAUUAAACUAUGUGGUAUUGUAUAGUAAUGAACCAUCAAAGAUUCAAAGAAUUUUGAUGUGUUGUGUAAUUUUUUCCUUUUCUUUCUUGUAUAUUAUUUCAUCUUUAAGUUAAAUUAUUUCAAUCGAGAGUUCAAUUUUUUUUUUAAACUAAAAGUUGUAUUUGUAGUUUAGACAAUGAUGUAAUUUGAAAAUCUGAAAUUAAGCAUUAUAGUGUG